This is a messenger RNA of Acanthochromis polyacanthus (spiny chromis), 857 nucleotides long. RefSeq names its product lymphocyte antigen 6G-like. The transcript is spliced from 3 exons. Bases 137 to 445 code for a protein of 102 amino acids. The record is from RefSeq and is a predicted model, not a curated record. Lineage: Eukaryota; Metazoa; Chordata; Actinopteri; Pomacentridae.
ACUUGGGGAGGAAGCUUUGUGAAGAAAUGCAAAUGUUCAAGUUCUCGAGGCAGACUGAGAAGUUGGGCUGAAAAACUAAAGCCCGACGCGAGCUUUCUCUCUCACAUACAAGGCUGGUUAACAAUCUGCGUUCAGGAUGAAGAUUUACGGAGCUCUGAUCGUGUUUAUGACUCUGUCCGCAGCAUGUGGAUUAAGAUGCUACACAUGCACAGCCGCCGACCCCAGAUCCUGUAUCGACACCAAAUCUUGUCCUGUUAUCUUCAACCGCUGCUUUUCCCUCAGACUAGACGGUUACAACAUGGUUACGAAGGGCUGCCAAACCAGCGUGGCAUGUGUCGGUGCUAUGGCUUGCUGUGAAGGGGAUUUGUGCAACAGUGUCAUGCCAACUGGUCCCAGUGUCUUCCUGCUGCUGGUGUCCUCCGCCAUCCUCGUGAUCUUUCUCUGAGGCUCAGGAAAUGUGCUCAUUUUGAUGCUGCUGAUGCUGCACUUUACUUCUGAUUGAAUUUGUAAAAGUAAAGAAGAAAUAAAACAUUUUUCAGUAUCAGGCUGUGAAUUAAAAAUGUCUCCUGUAUUCUAUACAGCUGUGGACAGACCUGUGAACAUCCUGAAAAGAAGCAUCUUGAAAGAAUCUGUACAUUAAAUGGUUAAAAUGUAGCUGGAGACUGGCUGUUCUUCAGGCUUUCAGUUAGGUGGUGUUGUUGUGACAACUUGUUUGCAUGUUAUUGUGGUUGUGCACAUGGUUGUGUCACUCCCUGUUGUUUCUUGCUGAUUUUAAUUUUUCCCUAUUGAUUUUACUGUGAAGCACUUAGUGAAUUCAUUUCUGUGAAAACUGUUCCAUAAAUAAACUUUGCUUGCUU